Molecule: messenger RNA, 761 nt
Organism: Cladocopium goreaui
Lineage: Eukaryota; Dinophyceae; Suessiales; Symbiodiniaceae
Source: the annotation of a GenBank genome assembly
GAUUCAAGCAAAAUUCAGGCAGAAGCAAGCUGCAAGUGAAGUUGCAGCAAUGCGACAAGGAAAUGAUGGGCAGAGUGGCCCUGCCAAUGAUCCAGCAGACGAGAUACCAGACAAUGAGGAGACAGCACUUGCAGCCACAAAGAUCCAAGCAAAGUUUAGACAGAAGCAAGCUGCAAGUGAAGUUGCAGCAAUGCGACAAGGAAAUGAUGGGCAGAGUGGCCCUGCCAAUGAUCCAGCAGACGAGAUCCCAGAAAAUGAAGAGACAGCAUUGGCAGCCACAAAGAUCCAAGCAAAGUUCAGGCAGAAGCAAGCUGCCAGCGAAGUUGAAGCAAUGAAGAAAGAGAAGGAAGAAACAGCGCAAGCAGCCACAAAAAUCCAAGCUAAAUUCAGGCAGAAACAGGCAAAGAAUGAAGUCGAAGCGAUGAGAGCCAGUGCCCCUGCAGCAGAUCCGCCUGUGGCCGAGGCUGUCGAGGCUGUCGAGGCUGUCGAGGCCGCUGAUGAUGAGAUCAAGGCUGAAGAUAUGAAGACGACAUCUGAGUUUGGGGAGGUUGAAGCGAUCCUGGCGAAAAAACAAAAAGAACAACAAGACUUGGUGGGUGACAAGUCUCCCAAAGUGGAAGGCAUGGUGCCGGCCGCGGUCAAGAAGAGACCUAUGUCCGUAAGCCCAAUCAUCAUGGAGGGGGAUGAGGAGGAGGAGGAGGAGUGAGCCGAAGCCGAUGCCUCGACUCUGGUGGGGUUUGGGUCAGAUUCCAGCGGAAAAG